ACACUCCGAUCACUUUUAUAGUUUCCUUUGCUUUCAUUUUUAGCAUAUUAUUUAGGAUGGUUAUAUUUGUACGUAUUGAUAUGAAAUAUGGAAGAUUCUGUGGAUUCUAAUGUUUUGUUGGUUGUUCCAUCAUCUAUUGAGGACAGUGUUCCUGUUGGUGGAGACAAUCCACUAGGAAUUUCAAGCAAAACUCUUCAUCCAGCAACUGCUUCUAUCUCAAUUGAAGCUGGAACAGACUCAUUCUCCUGCUUCCAACUGUCUGGAGGAGAGACUCAGGAUUCAAAGUCAGAAUCUUCUGAAAGUUUACAUAUUGAUGAAAGAGAUGUAGACAUUAUACCUCAAUCCCCUAAAGAAUUGCAUAUCGAAUUGAGUGAUACUCCAAGUGCUCAUUCGAAUUCGAACACAGAACCUAACGAUUCAUAUCAGAAUUGCGACUGUCUCGACAUGGAUCCGGGGAAAAUGUCUCCUGAUUUAAUGGCAACGAGUGAAGGUUCACUUUCUUCAUCAAACCCUGUUAUCACGUCACAACCUGAUGAGUAUGUUCAACAAGCUUCUCCAAGCCUGGAAUUUACGUCGCCAAAGUCACAGUCCCAGAGUCCUACUUUACAACCCAAUACUGUGAAUCCUUAUGAAGCGGACACAGAAUCAUACACACCAUCUGACUUCCCUCCUCCAGCGAAUCUGGAAGAACCGAGUCGCUUUUCAAACUUUUUAGGGACUUGUGCAAUUGAGGACAAUGGUCCUUCCCCAAUCAUACUAACAGCCAAUACAGAAACCAAUUCUGAAUUGAAAGACAAUAAUUCAGAUUUCACCAACAAAGAACUUCAGGAAAAAGGUGACCAGUCUUGUGAAAAAAUAAACAAUUCAACAAUGGAAAAUGGGAAAAUACCAGCAGAAUAUGAUCUUGAUUCGAAUGAUAUAAUUAUUGAAGAUGUCAACAUGAGAAAAAUUGAAGAUGAUGAAGCAGUCAAUAAGGAAACAGAUGAGGAGACUGCUCAUGAUAAUGUCUCUUCAAUUCAGCACGAAGGAGUGACACAGGAGUUCACACAGGAUUUAAAUCUGCAUCUGACUAUCGAAUCUCAAUUGUUUGAUUCUUCAAGCUUUCCUCCUGCAGAUGACAGUCAAUGUCUGGUGAUAGAUGAAGAACUAGAAUCUGUUGGGACAUUGAGGCUUAAGAAAUCUAAAUCUGGCUUUCCUAUGAUGGAGGAUGACCAAAGGGGAAUCACUGAAAAUGUUCGCGAUCACAUUCACGGCAGUAUUACUGAACCGAAACUUCAUUCAGACUCUGGAAAUGAUUGUUCGACCGGUACAAAGCAAAAUGAGGGGCCAAAAUCACCUAAUAGCACUUUCCAGUCAUCUGAAAAUGGUUUCGAAGAUGCACGCAGUUUAGAAACAAUAUCUGUUACUAAAGAUAUGAUAACCGAUGAAAUAGUUGAUAAUAUACAUGAAAGUAAUAUUCCGAAACAAAAUUUAGAAUCUCAAGCUGGUUCGAAUGAGAAUUCUUACGUCGAAAUCAAGAAUCCAAAUGUGGAUACUCGACAAUCCACUUCAAUUGAAUUGGAACAAAACGUAGCAGAUUCUUCUGGUUCAGAACGUAUGGUCACUGCACCAUCUCCACAUAUAUUUGAAUCCUGUUCAAUAACAGAUCAUCAGCCCGUUGUAGAGAGUUCUAAUUCAUCAUCAAAGACUGGAGGAAAUAAUUCAAAUCCUCCCGCAACCAAUCACAUGAAACAUGAUAUAAACAUAUCAGGUUCUAACCAUAAUGAAGUCCCUCAGUCAGAGUCUGACCGAAAUCCUGUAGGGUCAACCUCAAAAUCGAUUGGAAGUCAAGAUAUAUCUCCCUCUAUGCAAAGCACCUAUAUUGAUGAAAACAACAACAAUAAUUCUCCCCAAAAGAAGCAGAUUGUAGAUGACACAUUGGACUCCAUGGAUGGUUCAUUGCCGAUACAAACAGGAGAAUCUUACGAUGCCUCUGCUGAAUAUUCGUCACAAGAUAGGGAUGAGAAUCUGGUGGAUUCACAAAGUUUAAUGAUUGGAGAUUUAGAAACUCAGCCUUUUUCAAUGACUCCUUUGAGAGGUUCGAAAAUUUCGACAUAUGAAGAUUCUCAAUCUCUUAUUGCAAAUGGGUCAGCAAGUUCACCAGCACUAGAUACAGAUGCAAAUCUAACUGAACAUAAUAAAGUUAAACAUACUGACGACACAUUGGUGAAAGAUAUUGAAGAUAUAAUAAAUGGAAUUAUAAAUGAAGUUGAAAAUCCAAAAAUCGUUUCUAUCUCAUCUCCCAAUAAUCCUGUCACAGAUGAGCGGUCUGAAGGGUCAAAGAUCACAAGAUUUAAUUCUGUAAAUAAAGGAAAUCAUCAAAAUGAACCACUAAACAAUCAAAAUGUUUUGAAUGAGUCUGCUUUGAAAUCUUACGACUAUCUCUCCCAAUCUCAACCGUCCCAGGAUAUUCAUUUGAAAACACCAUUCCUCAGUCCUGUAAGUCCAGUUGUUGCAAAAGAGAAGAAAUCGGUUCGACGACGAAGUAAAGAUAAAAAACAAAGAAAGGAUAAACCAUCUCAUAUGGACAUGGACAGUAAUAAUAAUAAUGUCAACAACAAAGACAAUGCGAAUGAAGAGCAUGAUAAGAGUUCCGAUACUUUACCAUUGGAUGAUAAUGAUCAAUCUCCUGGACCAGAUUCUGAUCCACUGAUAUCACCAAACAAAAGUGGGGUUCAUAUUUUAUACAGAGUAACAAGGAAUGCUGUUGUUGAAACCUUGGUGAAUGGAGAAGUCGUUGAAACUAAAACUGUUCAUAAACGACCAAAAUAUUAUAAAACAAAUCCAUACCAUCACACAUCAUCUCAAUCUUCAAAUGGAUCGGGAUAUCUUGCAGACACAAGCUCCAUAUCAAGAACUUCAUCUGAUUCUUCCACACAGACUCAAUUGAGCAAUUCACCAGGUCGCCAAACAAGACGGACAAGCCAUGACCCUGUGUCACUGACAACUGAGCUCAGUGGUGGAAGCAGCUCGAGUUCGAAUUCAUCCAGUGUCUUCCUGAUUCCUGGAUCCAGUGUUCACCCUCCAAGAUCCACAAAAUCAUUAAGGGAACACCAGAAUUUUUCACCAGAUACAAAGUCUACUGACAAUUCAAUUUCUCCUUUUGUGUCAAGUAGUAGCAGUAGUAGUUCAACUUCAAGUCCUUUGAAACUGACAUCCACCAACACUUUUAGUACAGUAACAAGUCCUGUUUCAGCAGGAUCUUCUCCAGCUUUGAAAGAGGGUCGAGUUGUUCUUACCCCACUUUCUACAGAAUUAAUUUCUUGCCAAAUUGGGGCUCUGGGUAACAAAAUGAGCGGGGACAUCGCUACCCCACCAACAAGUAACAUCAAUCCACCGCUAUCAGGAAGCACUCCCAUGAUAUUAUCACAAAAAGAUGAUUCUGCUUCGGACAUAACGACAUCAAAUUCACCAGAAAUUCCUUUUCCUGUUGAUUCUCUUCAUGGUACUGAUAUGACGUCGUUUCCUUUCGAUAAUAGUUCGACUGUGAAAGGAGACGAAAGUGUGAAUGGAAAUAAAGAGUCGACUUCUGAUCCUUCAAGAAUUGAUCUAAGUAUACCUGUCCUUGCUCGACCAGCUAGAGAGUGCUACUAUUACCCUGGUCUGUUGCAAACUAAAGAUUCUGAAUCUGGGAAAUACACUGUGUAUUUUGAAGAUGAUGGACGAGACAGACAAAUACGAGAAACUGAUAUUUUAUUAAUCGAUAUGUUGCCUGUUGGGCAAGAAGUUUAUGCUCAGAGUGACUCGGAUGAUUCUGCUGAUUGGUGGUACAGUGCAGGCACAAUAGUGAGUUACUGGAGAGAUGAUGAUGAUAAACGAGGAUAUGUCAUAACUAAACCUGCAGCCGGAAAUAAUAAGACUAAAAGGUACACAAGGAAACAAGUUAUUGUAAAGCUUGAAAACUUGUCAAACGAUUUAAAGUUAUUGAAGCUGCAGCCUGCAUCUGGUCUCACUACAGCAGAUGUUAGUUUGGAUAACAUCAUGGAUGGUAAGAGACGUACACGUCGGUCAAGAGCAGCUGAUUCUGCUGUGAGCAGCCCUGCCGCAUCCAGACCAGGGACGCCAUCUUCCACGACUUCUAAAACUCCCCGUUCCUCAAGAAAACGUCGAGCAGAUUCAGAAUCUUCUGAGUCAUCUUCCUGUGUUCCUUUCCCAACAACUAAGAAAUCAAAACGAGGGAAACUUAGUUACGGGAGUCCAAGAACUCCAGCGAAACGAAAAACUUCGAAUACACCAUCUAAAGCAUCCAUGACAUACAAAGAAAGCAAACUAUUUGAGAAAUGUGGAUUUUUACUGACUUCAACAACAGGAAAAGAUCAUCCAUCAUCCGAGUUUGAUUCACCUCCUUGCACCAAUAUUUAUGGAUAUGACAGGGAAGUGUUGAAGAAACAAAUCAAUGCUGGGGAUGGUGUUGUUGUCAAGGAUUUCACACAGUUGAUGUCAUGUGAUCGAAGUGAGCUUUAUGUCGUAUCAGAUAAUUUUUGUCGAACAAUGAAUUAUUUCAACGCACUAGCUGCGGGAAUCCAAUGCAUAUCUUAUAUCUGGAUCAAUGAUUCAACAAACGCUGGGAGAUUAAAAGCAAUAAAAUCCUAUGUUUUGCCCGCUGGAUACAGUUUGCAACAUAUGGGGAUUGUGGAAAGACCAAUAUCUCCAAUCCAACCACUGUCUGGUAUUCGUGUCAGUUUACAUAUGAGAGAUCUAGCAACAUGGAAUCCUUUACUGUGCAUUGCUGGUUGUAUAUCAGUUUCAACAAGGAAGGAUAAAUUGAAAACUGAUUGUUCUCUAUCGUGUGACAUUGUGGUUGCUGAUUCAUCAUGUGAUCAAAGUAUCAUGGAAAGAGCGGAGAAACUCAAGAUUCCUGUCGUGUCAAUAGAAUGGGUCAUCCAGUGUCUUAUAAACAAUAAAAAAUUACCUUUUAUUGGUCAUUCUCAAUAUUCUAGGUUUACUUGAUCAACUUUUAAUAAUUCCAUUUUCUACGAGUUUGGUAAAAAUACGUAAAACCUGUAACUAUCCAAUUAAUUCAUUAAUUCAAUUCAUUAAUAGGAAUUAAUGAAUGAUAGGAAAGGUGUUUAAGGCUUUAUCAAUGUUGCGAAGCUAAUCCUAUUGCGAGUUGAAAUUAUCUGACUUACCUGACAUAGUCAAGUUGCAAAAAUACGACUCAAAAGACUUCAUUUCGAACUGCAUUUUAAGGUUUAGAAAUGUUGCAAAUCGAUACAAGUUGCUCUGAAAUAUAUAUGUUUUCUUCUGGUCCUCAGAAAUAGAUUUAUUUAACAGUUUUGUUCAAUCAUUAUUAGGUAAAUUAUUCAUACAGUUUUUGUGUAAAAUCAUCAAAGCCAUUGUUCUUGUUCUGCCAAAUCGUGCAAUAUUUAAUUCACUGCUGGUUCUGUACUCAACCAUUUCAAAUUUGUUAAAUUCUUGCUUAUUCUAAUGAUGGCCAAUGUUAUAAAUGAAAUAGUUUGAUUUGAAGUUGAAAUGCAUUUAAAUAUAACAAUGGAGUUGUUCUGGAAAUGUUUUUAAUACAAAAAUAUGAUUUUAAAUCAAUGCAAACGUGGUGCAUUGGAAUGUCUUAUUGGUGCUUGUGCUGUGAAUCUCAUAUCUCUGUUUCAAAAAUAUAAUUAUCACAUUGUUUGAUAUGGGUCUGACAGAUAGUUGCCAUCAUUUAAUUUUUGUUUUGUUUCGUAAUUGCUGUAAUAAACAACCCGCUGUCUUUUUUAUAUUGAAAAAAUAAACCAAAUGCCAAAUUUUUGAAUGAAAAUUUGAUAACGUA
Molecule: messenger RNA, 5806 nt
Organism: Styela clava
Lineage: Eukaryota; Metazoa; Chordata; Ascidiacea; Stolidobranchia; Styelidae
Biological process (GO): DNA damage checkpoint signaling; positive regulation of transcription by RNA polymerase II
Cellular component (GO): nucleus
Molecular function (GO): histone binding
Source: RefSeq, a predicted model, not a curated record